AACAUUUCAAGGAGAGCGGGAAAAGUUGCCGAAUCCAUAACGCCCAUAACCCUCCCGAAUCAACAAAGAAAGAGCUAUGUGACGAAUAAAUUUAACGUCCAAUUAUCUAUGAAUGUCAGAAUCGUUCAUCUCACCGUAUGUCCCUACUUCAAGUACUUCGUUCAGUGCGGAUUUCUAUAAAAUACACUCAAAUACAACCCUCACUGCUGCGUAUUUAUUGUACAUUUUAUUGUAUAAGUUAACUGUGACUGGUUCUAUAUCCGUCACGCGUACUCAGUAGCCUAUAUUGGAUCGACGGAAUUUUACAAUAAAUGAAUGAGGGUGUAUAUCUGUUUCCUUUGUUUGAACCACCCUAUGUUCAUAAUAAAGUCGAUGCAUCCGCUGAUGUCAAUAAAAUUCUGUUUCCUUCAAAGUUGCAAAAUAUUGAUGUCGCGUUUCAUGCGGUUGGGAAGUUUCGAACGGCACAGUUUUCAUUCACGAAACCCAGUUAAUUUUCUGGUUGGAACGGCCGUAAUGUAAAUGAUCGCUCCUCGUGUUUGUGAAGUUCGACGAUGGCUGAGAACAAAUAUGAGAGAAAGGCCCGAAGAAAGCAGACAAAAGCUAAACAUAUAUUAUUCCAGGAUACUGGAAUUAGUUGUUCAGAUGAGCCCACAAAAUAUGUUAUGGUAGCAAAUGCUGGAUUGGUAACUGGAUUACAGCAAGAACAAUUACUAGAACUCUGCUUGCCAUAUGGAGGAGUUGACGGCAUUGUUAUGCUGCCAGGGAAAUCAUAUUGCUUCAUUAUUUUUAAGGAUAUAUUGUAUGCAUCUAAAGCAUAUGCUGCAAUACAUGGGAAGAUUAAAUUAACACCAAAUGACUCAGGUCCUUUGUAUCUUGCAUAUGCAGAGAAAGUUCCAGAACUCUCCCACUCCUGGAAUUAUGACCAGAAGCCUCCUGGUUUAAUUUUACUAGAAGAAUUUGUUACAGAAGAUGAAGAAAAGUCACUAUUGAACUGUAUUGAUUGGAAGACAUCAGCAUCACAUUUGGGCCAGACUCUUAAGCAUCGAAGAGUAAAACAUUAUGGUUAUGAGUUCCAGUACGACACAAAUAAUGUUGAUAAGGAAUGUCCAUUGUCUGAAAACAUACCAUCUGAAUGCAACUUUCUGUGGGAUCGUCUGAAAGAUAAAAAUAUUAGUGUCCUGUCAUCGUUCCCAACUCAACUAACUGUGAAUCAUUAUCAACCUGGUCAAGGUAUUCCAUCCCAUGUGGACACGCACAGUGCUUUCAAAGAUCCAAUCCUAUCAUUGUCACUUGGUUCCUCAAUAGUAAUGGAAUUUAGGCAUCAGGAUGGCCGAGUAAGCCCUGUUAUUUUACCCCAGCGAUCUUUGUUAAUCAUGUCAGAAGAGGCAAGAUAUGCGUGGAGCCACGGCAUCACACCACGUAAGAUGGAUGUUAUACCAACAAAGAAUGGGGACCUUACAGUUCAGCAACGUGGGGACAGAACAUCCUUUACAUUUCGCUUCAUCAGGAAAGGAGAGUGUAACUGUGUGUACCAUGAUCUGUGUGAUUCCUAUAAGAAGAAAUACAAGAAAUCUGAAGCAGAUACAAACUGUGAUGCAGUAGCAGCAAAAUUAGAGUCGCUCCAUGUACAUGAGGUAUAUGAAGAGAUUGCUAGUCACUUCAGUGAAACUCGUCAUAAGCCAUGGCCUAAUGUGCUAUCAUUUGUGCAGUCCUUACCAUUUGGCUCAGUCUUGGUUGAUGUAGGAUGUGGAAAUUGCAAGUACUUUGGGAACAAGAUGGGUCAUUUUGAGAUCGGCUGUGACCAUAGUGUUAGCCUUGCAAAAGUCUGUCAUGAUCGUGGGUUUGAAGUGUUCAAUUGCAAUUGCUUGUCAUUGCCACUGAAAUCUGGAAUUGCUGAUGGAUGUCUCAGUAUUGCAGUUAUUCAUCAUCUUGCCACUAAGGAACGGAGAUUGCAAGCAGUGGAAGAAAUGGUGAGAAUUCUACAGCCGGGUGGAAAAGCCCUUAUCUAUGUGUGGGCUAAAGAUCAACAGAGGCAUAACACACAAUCUAGCUACCUAAAACAGGAUAGAAAAAACAGAAAGAAGGAUUGUGAUGGUGAAUUAAAAUGUGUGCCACAACACGCUGAUGGCAGUAAAUCCAGAAACACAAUUUUAAACAAGGUUUCAAGUCAAUUCCCAUCACUCCCAGUUCAUACAAACAGAACACAAUUCCAGCAUCAAGAUCUUCUAGUGCCAUGGAAACGAAAGCCAGGACAGAAAAUUGAACUUGAUAACAAGACAGAAGGCGCAUUAUGUCUUGAAAACAGUUCCCAGGAACUGCCUACAUUUUACAGAUAUUACCAUGUGUUUGAGGAGGGGGAGCUGGAACUUCUGUGUAGCUGUGUGAAAGAUUCCAAAGUUGUCCAAAGUUAUUAUGACCAAGGAAACUGGUGUAUUGUUCUUGAGAGAGUGUAAACACUGUUUUAAUACACUUGGAGAUGAGUCAUGAACAGAUGCAAGAAACCAACUUAGUGCUUAACAGUGUCCACUUCCUUAUACAAUGAAACUCGCAUUUACAGUACCAUCUUUUUGAAUCUUAGUUUUAAACAGACAUAAUUCUUUUUGUAAUUAAAAUAUACAGAUUAAAGUUUUAUCAUCAUU
Cryptotermes secundus is the source of this 2639-nucleotide messenger RNA. Its product is annotated as alkylated DNA repair protein alkB homolog 8. Lineage: Eukaryota; Metazoa; Arthropoda; Insecta; Blattodea; Kalotermitidae. The transcript is spliced from 10 exons. Bases 552 to 2453 code for a protein of 633 amino acids. The record is from RefSeq and is a predicted model, not a curated record. Gene Ontology annotation, molecular function: nucleic acid binding; S-adenosylmethionine-dependent methyltransferase activity.